Sciurus carolinensis (gray squirrel) is the source of this 702-nucleotide messenger RNA. Its product is annotated as origin recognition complex subunit 6-like. The transcript has a single exon. Gene Ontology annotation, molecular function: DNA binding. Bases 1 to 702 code for a protein of 233 amino acids. Gene Ontology annotation, biological process: DNA replication; DNA replication initiation. The record is from RefSeq and is a predicted model, not a curated record. Gene Ontology annotation, cellular component: nuclear origin of replication recognition complex. Lineage: Eukaryota; Metazoa; Chordata; Mammalia; Rodentia; Sciuridae.
AUGGAGUUGGGGUUGAUUGGACACUUAGCCCGACGCCUGGGCCUCACUGAACCCGAUGUGCUUAGAAAAGCAGAGGAAUAUUUGCGACUGUCCCAGGUGAAGUGUAUUGGUCUAUCUGCACAUAUCACAGAAACCAGUAAUGCAGUCAUGUGCCUGGACCUUGCUGCUUCCUGGAUGAAAUGCCCCUUGGACAGGCCUUAUUUAAUUAAACUUUCUGGUUUGAACAAGAAGAUGUAUCAGAGUUGUCUUAAAUCUUUUGAGUGUUUACUGGGCCUGAAUUCAAAUGUUGGAAUAAGAGACCUAGCUGUACAAUUUAGCUGUACAGAAGCAGUGAACAUGGCUUCAAAGAUACUGCAAAGCUACGAGUCCAGUCUUUCCCAGACACAACAACUAGAUCUUGACUUGUCCAGGUCACUUUUCACCACCCCUGCACUACUUACAGCGUCCAAGAUUCUAAAGUUAAAAGUGGAUAAAAACAAAAUGGCAGCCACAUCUGGUGUAAAAAAAGCCAUAUUUGAUCGACUAUGUAAACAAUUAGAGAAGAUUGGGCAGCAGAUUGACAAGAGAGAACCUGGAAAUUUAUCUAGUCCACCCCAGAAGAAAAAGAAACUAGUGGUUGAACCACCAGUAAAGGAACUAGAGAAAGUAGUAGAGAUCCCACAUACAUCUCAGAAAAGACCCCGUCUCAGGGUUCUCGGGUAG